CCUCCCGCCCCUUCCCCGCCACCCUAUAUGUGGCCCGCCACGGCGGCCCGGGCAUGGAGCGUGCCGCCUGCCCGCGACGAUGGAGCUGGCGGAGCCGCACCUGCUGGACGCGCUGGCCUACCUGGAGGGCUUCUUCGGUCUCCUGGGCUUCGUGGUCCUGCAGUGGGUGGGCUCGCCUUACGGCCGCUACUCGCCGCAGUGGUCCGGGCCCCGGGUGCCCGCGCGGGCCGCCUGGCUCCUGCAGGAGCUGCCGUCGCUGGCCUGGCCGCUGUACGAGUGCGCCCGCGCGCGCGCCCUGCGCCUCGCCAGCUGGCCCAACCGCAUCCUCCUGGCCAUGUUUGUGCUGCACUACAUGCACAGGACCUUGAUUUUCCCACUACUCAUCCGAGGAGGGAAGCCGACACUGCUGUUCUCCUAUGUGUUGGCAUUCAUCUUCUGUACCUAUAAUGGCUACUUGCAGAGCCGGUACCUCAGCCAGUACGCGGUAUAUCCUGAGCCCUGGGUGACCCACCCCUGGUUUCUAGCAGGUUUUGUCUUGUGGUUAUUGGGCAUGGUGAUAAACAUCCACUCAGACCACAUCCUGAGGAAUCUCAGAAAACCAGGGGAGACUGGAUAUAAAAUACCCAGGGGAGGCUUGUUUGAAUAUGUCACUGCAGCCAAUUAUUUUGGGGAAGUCAUAGAGUGGAGCGGCUUUGCACUGGCCAGCUGGUCUCUCCAAGGCGGGGUGUUUGCUCUCUUCACAUUUUGUAUUCUAAUCACCAGAGCAAAACAGCAUCACCAGUGGUACCUGGAGAAGUUUGAAGAUUACCCGAAGUCUAGAAAAAUCAUGAUUCCCUUUGUGUAUUAGGUUGACUGUGGGCAAGAUGGCCUUCAGCUGGGAGCUGUGCGGGGCAGCCCCAUACUUCCCUCUCCCCUUUCUCUGCCCCCCACUGCCCUCUCCCCCUUCCCUGCUGUUUCCAGGACUCCCUGCUGCAGGGUGGUUUCUUCCUAGUAAAUUUACAAGGCACUUAGUUAAAGGCUAAUCAGACUGCACUUCAGGUGGAGGAUGCCCGCCAGGUCAGGCAGGAUUCUCCAGCUCUCUAGGUUAAAAUUCACCUCUGAGCUGUGGCGGCUCACUCUGUAGGACUGGGAUCUAUCGCGGAAGGACACGUUUCACUUCCACUGUCCUGAGGCAGUCCUGUCUGCAAGGUCAAUGGCAGCACACCCCUCCUCCAGGACUCCCUAGAGGCCCUGGCUGGCCCAGGCUGGCCCCAGCUGGCCCCAGCGAUCUUGUUCUGUACCUGCUAUGUGGGUGAACUUGCUGAUACGGAAGGGAGCUGCUGCUCAUGGGGGCUGGGCGAAGGUGUCUAGCUGUUGGCCUCUCCCAGCUUUUGCCCAGCCCAGCUUGCUAGAUGAGCUGAAGGACAGAGAGGGGCCACUGACUGCCUCUAAAGAACAGGGGCCCUAUACCUGCUCAAGACCUUCCCACCCCAAGAUUUUUGAGAUUAGAUAGCUGGAUGCCGGGCAGAUGGAGAGGAGAGGAGCAGGAGCGCUUGUCUGCGGUGGCGCUUUCUUCGUGAGCUGUGAGGUUUUCUCAAGGCUUUUCUUGUUUCUCUUAAUCUAAGCUGCUUUGCAUUGUGAGGAUUUCCUGGUUCUCAGUUUUUAAAUUCCUACUUUUUCUUUACUUUUAUUCUUCUGGCCUUGGUUACUUCUUUUUGUUUAUCAGUGCUUGAAAAGAAAGCUGAAUUCGUUUGUUCUUAGCAAGUACGAGUUCAGGUGUAAGGCCAGGUGUUCCUUAACUUUAAUAAUGAGCUUAUAAUUAUCUGAAUUAUCUCUUAGGCUUUCUUUGAGCUAGAGAUUUUGAGGGAAAUAAUUUAUCUUUAAGAUGAUGUUUUCUACUUUUCACCCACUUGGAAGAUCUUAUUGAAAGGUUUUAUUGUUCUACUUCUGAUGUGUGGAUAGAGAUUAUUUUCUAUGAAUUUUCUUCCCUGUGGAUUUUAAGUUUUCUCGAAAUCCUAGAGAAUGGUCAUCUUGGACAAGUAUGGUGGGUCAUGCCUGUAACCCCAGCUACUUGGGAGGCAGAAUAGGAAUCUAUUGUGAGCUGAAGCCAGCUGGGGUGACUCAAAAACCAAGCUGGAGUGGACCAGUUAUGAGGGAGGCUGAUGGAGGAGGAUCACAAUCUGAGGCUAAUCCUGGUCUCAGGCAAGAAAAUGAGAACCCCUAAAACACAAAAACCAAAGGCCUAAGAAUAUGAGGCUCAAGUAGCAGAGCAGUUCAGUAUAAUUCUUCAGUUCACUUCUCAGUACCACAAAACAAAGAAGAAAAAGGAAGAGGGAACACGUUUUAUAACCUUAACAAGACCACUCUGUGUGUGUGUGUGUGUGUGUGUGUGUGUGUGGGCGCGCGCGUG
Molecule: messenger RNA, 2389 nt
Organism: Dipodomys spectabilis (banner-tailed kangaroo rat)
Lineage: Eukaryota; Metazoa; Chordata; Mammalia; Rodentia; Heteromyidae
Gene: Srd5a1
Product: steroid 5 alpha-reductase 1
Exons: 5
Coding region: 80-847 (255 amino acids)
Biological process (GO): steroid biosynthetic process
Cellular component (GO): membrane
Molecular function (GO): 3-oxo-5-alpha-steroid 4-dehydrogenase activity
Source: RefSeq, a predicted model, not a curated record